CUAGGAAAGUGGUCCAGACCUGCGGGGCCCACGCAUCGAAAAAAUUGGAGCAGCCUGAUGUCUGGGUCAGGCUUGCCCAGUCGGGUCCAGAAGCCAUCCGGCGGCGGGUAGGGUAAGCUUGCGGUGCCGAGGGCGUUCUCGGUUCAGUCGGGCUUCGGCUGCGUCGCAGUCGGUUGCGUUCGGUAGGUCCGGUUCGGCCGGCUGCUGCGUCAUUGCUGUGCCGCUGCGUCUUUCCAAGCUGCGUUCGCUCGAUCUCGCUUCGGUCGGCUUCGGUUCUGCUGCCGGCUCGGCCGGCCUCCGGCCCUGCUGGCGCCGUGCACGCCCGUGGCAGCGCGUGUCUUAGGAUCUACCGCAUGCGCAUGUUCGCCAAGAACAAGGUCCUGGCCAAGUCGCGCUUCUGGUACUUCAUGAAGAAGCUGAACAAGGCGAAGAAGAGCGGAGGGGAGCUGCUGGCGGUCAACGAGCUGUUCGACCGGGGCCCCACGAAGGUGAAGAACUACGGCGUAUGGCUGCGCUACGAGAGCCGCACCGACACACACAACAUGUACAAGGAGUUCCGCGACAUCACCAUCAACGGCGCCAUCAGCCAGCUGUACCAGGAGAUGGCCGGCCGCCACCGGGCGCAGGCAGGGUCCAUCCAGAUCAUCCACGCAACGGCCAUCCCAGCGGGCGCCUGCAGGAGGGACCACGUCACCGAGAUGCACGACUCGGGCCUCAAGUAUCCUGUGAUCACGAAGCUGCCGCUGGUGGCCAAGAAGCUGCGCACAACGUUCAAGGCCAGCAGGCCCAUGACGUUCGUGCGCUGAUGGGGGCGCCCCCCCGUAGUGCGUGCGGAACGCCGCGGCAUGCUGAGCAACCCUUCUCAAAAAGAGGGGAGUCGUACUCUCCACGUCGUUGUUUCGUGUUCGGUGGGAAGGAGGAGCAGCAGGGGCACGAGCAGUAGGUAUGGCAGGUGGUCCGCGAGGCCCGACUGAGGAGGCGCGCGAUGCCUGAAGGUCAGGGCGCUACGCCUGCGAAAGGAACAACAACA
Messenger RNA from Prorocentrum cordatum, 1030 nucleotides. The record is from the annotation of a GenBank genome assembly. Lineage: Eukaryota; Dinophyceae; Prorocentrales; Prorocentraceae.